Messenger RNA from Scomber scombrus (Atlantic mackerel), 6793 nucleotides. Its product is annotated as NACHT, LRR and PYD domains-containing protein 3-like. Gene Ontology annotation, molecular function: protein binding. The transcript is spliced from 13 exons. The coding region runs from base 1326 to 4859 and encodes 1177 amino acids. The record is from RefSeq and is a predicted model, not a curated record. NCBI's taxonomy places the organism in Eukaryota, Metazoa, Chordata, Actinopteri, Scombriformes, Scombridae.
AAUAUCAGGACUGUAAAUAAUGAUUACUGUCAUUAUUGAUUGAAGUUUUAUUGUUUAGUUGAUUAAACUGCGUCAGAAAGAAAUGAAAUCACACAGUUUGACGUCUUUAAAAGUAGUUUCCUGUUUUUCUUUUCCUGGUUUCUGCGUCUUCACAGCGAUGUAAAAACUCAGCAAACUCUUGUUAGUGGAUUAAAAUGAAUAAUGGAUCUUUAGAGUGAACCAUAAAACCAAGGUGUUCAAACGAGGUCAGAUUGGCGUGCAGGCAAGUUUGCGGCUGCGGGUGAGAGAGUAGGAUUUCUGGUGACAUUGCUUCUGUGAUGUGAUGUCUCUGCCACAAGGGGGCACUGCUGUAACAGUCAACAGCUUUGUGUGUAAACGUGUUAAACCUAAUAAGUUAUUUGUUUCCAAUUUGGUUCUAAACUUGUGUUUGUGCAAUAUGCUAUUUAUGUUUGUAUGAUAAUGCCUCAAGUUAUUAAUAUUGGCAUUAAAUAAUUACUAUUUCACAGAGCACUGGUAUCCAGCCGUUUUAUGUUCAAUUGUUUUGGGAUUGUUAUUGAAAUUGAGUUAAUAGGCUAUAUAUAUACAGCUACUUCCUGAACUCAAUACAGCUCCUUUAUUUUCCUAUCUUACAUUAUUGGACAAACUGACUAAUCCAGGUGUGUCUGAACAUUGUUGUUGUCACUAGUGAGGUCAGACACACCUGGAUUAAUCAGUUUGUCCAAUAAUGUAAGACAGGAAAUAAAGGAGCUGUAUUGAGUUCAGGAAGUAGUGAAGCUGUGCAUAAAGUUAAUAAAGCACAGCCCCACCUAGAAUAUUUUUCACCAGCCGCCACUGUAUGUGUACAAAAACACAAAACUCUAGAAACACAAGAUAAAAUGCUUCAUAUGUCAAAGUCUUCGUAUCAAUUCAGCAUCAAUAUAAUCCAUAAAGAUAAACUGUAUCUGCCGCAUUAUGACCAAACUUUGUUCUCCACGACGACAACUGGUCCCAACAAGGUCAAUGAUUGUACAAGAGAGAGACAGAAAGACACGCUGACGCUGUACAAUUAUAAAUAAACUGUUAUAUAGAAAUAUUUCUUUUUAUUUGGCAUUUUCACAGCACACACGUCAGACUUGUCUACUCAAACAUGUAGAGGCACGCAAAUACAUCCAGUGUGCAGCUGUACAUAACACACACACACACACACAUACAUGUGACUUCCAGUAAAAAAGAGAGGAAGUUAAAGUUGAAAGUAUUCAUUCAGACUUCAUUUCACAGUCAGCAGAACAGAAGCAUGAAAACAAGUCUGAGGCAGUGUUACUGGUUUACCUCUCAGACUCCAGAAGAUGAAGGAAGAGGAGGAAGAGGAUGACAGAGUAUCCAGCUGUCUGUCUAUGAAGAGUGAUUGGUCCAAUGAUCUUCCUCCAACCUUCAGUAAUGAACCUGGACCCUCAGACACAAAUGUUACUGGUUUACCUCUCAGACUCCAGAAGAUGAAGGAAGAGGAGGAAGAGGAUGACAGAGUAUCCAUCUGUCUGUCUAUGAAGAGUGAUUGGUCCAAUGAUCUUCCUCCAACCUUCAGUAAUGAACCUGGACCCUCAGACACAAAAGAGAGGAAGAGGAGGGCUGUUUCUGUGGAGGAGCAGCUGUCCUGCUGUUCUUUGUGUCAGGACAUCCUGAAGGAUCCAGUCUCUACCAGCUGUGGACACUGGUUCUGCAGACAGUGCAUCACUUCAUACUGGGACCAGUCUGCUUCAUCAGGAGACUCCUCCUGUCCCCAGUGUGCAGAAAGAUCCAGAACCAGACCUGGACUGCAGACAGACAGUCAGACCAGCACUAUACAAACAAAAACUGGUCAGCAGGAGGUUUUAGAUGAACAUCAGAUCAGUCUGAGCAGCACAUGUGAAUGUGUGACUCAAGGAACUGAUGAAGCAGGAAGUGAAAUCCCCAUCAAUGAUAUCUUCACUGAGCUCCACAUCACAGAGGGACUGAGUGAAGACGUUAAUACCCAACAUGAGGUGUGGCAGCUGGAAACAGCUUCCAGGAUGAAGACCCUCCAUGACACUCCAAUCAAGUGUCAGGACAUCUUUAAAGUCUUACCUGACCAACAGAAACACAUCAGACUCAAACAGAAACACAUCAGAAGCGUUCUGACUAACGGCGUUGCUGGCGUUGGAAAAACCUUCUCAGUGCAGAAGUUCACUCUGGACUGGGCAGUGGGCUCCGAAAACCAAGAUAUCAGUCUAGUGGUUCUGUGUCCGUUCAGGGGGCUGAACUCGAUCAAAGAUGAGCAGUACAAUCUGAUCAUGCUGAUCCAGGAAUGCCAUCCAACAUUACAGAAGCUCACAGCAGAGAAGCUCGCUGUCUGUAAAGUUCUGUUCAUCUUUGACGGCCUGGAUGAAAGCAGACUUUCACUGGAUUUCAACACCAGGGAAGUCGUGACUGAUGUCACACAGAAGACAUCAGUCAGCGUGCUGUUGACAAACCUCAUCAAGGGGAAUCUGCUUCCCUCGGCUCGCGUCUGGAUAACUUCCCGACCUGCAGCAGCCAAUCAGAUCCCUCGUACAUGUGUUGACAGGGUAACAGAAGUACGAGGCUUCACUGACGCCCAGAAGGAGGAGUACUUCAGGAAGAGAUUCAGUGAUGAAGAGCAGUCCAGCAGAAUCAUCUCACACAUCAAGACAUCCAGGAGCCUCCACAUCAUGUGUCACAUACCAGUCUUCUGCUGGAUCACUGCUACCGUUUUGGAAGAAAUGUUGACUUCAGACCAGAGAAAAGAGCUGCCCAAGACCCUGACUGACCUGUACUCACAUUUCCUGCUGGUUCAGACAAAGAGGAAGAAGAACAAGUAUGAUGGGGGACAUGAGACAAGUCCAGAGGAGCUGACCGAGGCUGACAGCGAAGUUCUUCUGAAGCUGGGGAGGCUGGCGUUUGAACAGCUGCAGGAAGGAAACAUCCUGUUCUACCAAGAAGACCUGGAGCAAUGUGGUCUUGAUGUCACAGAGGCUGCAGUGUUGUCAGGAUUUUGUACACAGAUCUUCAAAAGAGAGAAACUCCAGAAAAAAACAGUCUACAGCUUUGUUCAUCUGAGCGUUCAGGAGUUUCUGGCUGCAGUCUACAUGUACCACUGUUACACCGGCAGGAACACAGAGGUACUGAAGGACUUCCUGGGAGAAGACUACAGUGACUCAUCUCUGGAUGACUUCCUGAAGAGAGCCAUGGAGAAAUCUCUCCAAAAUAAAAAUGGCCACCUGGACCUGUUUGUUCGCUUCCUUCAUGGCCUCUCUCUGGAGUCCAACCAGAGUGUCUUAGGAGACCUGCUGGGUCAGACAGAGAACAGUCCAGAAACCAUCCAGAGAGUCAUCAACAACCUGAAGGAGAUGAACAGUUCGGGUAUUUCUCCUGACAGAAGCAUCAACAUCUUCCACUGUCUGAUGGAGAUGGACGACCGCUCAGUACAUCAGGAGAUCCAAGAGUUCCUGAAGUCAGAGAACAGAUCAGAGAAGGAACUCUCUCUGAUCCACUGCUCAGCUCUGGCCUACAUGCUGCAGAUGUCAGAGGAGGUUCUGGAUGAGUUGGACCUGGAGAAGUACAACACAUCAUGGGACGGACGACAGAGACUGAUCCCAGCUGUGAGGAACUGCAGAAAGGCUCGACUUCCUCGCUGUUAUCUAUCAAAUACUCACUGUGAAGUUGUGGCCUCAGCUCUGAAGGCCAACCCCUCCCAUCUGAGAGAUCUGGACCUGAGCUACAACAUCCUGAAUGAUUUAAUGAUGAAGCUUCUGUGUGCUGGACUGGAGAGUCCAAACUGUAAACUGGAGACUCUGAGAUUGUGUGGCUGCAGUUUGACAAAGGACGACUGUGGUUCUCUGGCCUCAGCUCUGAAGUCCAACCCCUCCCAUCUGAGAGAGCUGGAUCUGAGUAACAACAAGCUGCAGGAUUCAGACGUGGAGCAGCUGUCUGAUCUUAAGGAGAGUCAAGACUGUAGACUGGAGACUCUGAUAUUGGAGGACUGCAGUUCAUCAGAGACCAGCUGUGCUUCUCUGGUCUCAGCUCUGAAGUCCAACCCCUCCAAUCAGAGACUGCUGGAUCUGAGUAGAAACAAGCUGCAGGAUUCAGACGUGGAGCAGCUGUGUGAUCUUCUGAAGAGUCCAGACUGUAGACUGGAGACUCUGAGAUUGGAUGACUGCAGUUUGUCAGAGACCAGCUGUGCUUCUCUGGUCUCAGCUCUGAAGUCCAACUCCUCCUAUCUGAGAGUGCUGGAUCUGAGUAACAACAAGCUGCAGGAUUCAGACGUGGAGCAGCUGUGUGAUCUUCUGAAGAGUUCAGACUGUAGACUGGUGUCUCUGCUAUUGUAUGGCUGCAGUUUGUCAGAGACCAGCUGUGCUUCUCUGGUCUCAGCUCUGAAGUUCAACCCUUCCCGAUGGAGAAUGCUGGAUCUGGGUAACAACAAGCUGCAGGAUUCAGACGUGGAGCAGCUGUGUGAUCUUCUGAAGAGUCCAGACUGUAGACUGGAGGAUCUGGGAUUGAGGGACUGCAGUUUGUCAGAGACCAGCUGUGCUUCUCUGGUCUCAGCUCUGAAGUUCAACACCUCCUAUCUGAGACAUCUGGAUCUGAGCUACAACAAGCUGCAGGAUUCAGACGUGGAGCAGCUGUGUGAUCUUCUGAAGAGUCCAGACUGUAGACUGGAGAGACUGAGAUUGGAUGGCUGCAGUUUGUCAGGGACCAGCUGUGCUUCUCUGGCUGCAGCUCUGAAGUCCAACCCCUCCCAUCUGAGAGAUCUGGAUCUGAGUUACAACAACUUGAAGGAUUCAGACGUGAAGCUGCUGUCUGAUCUUAAGAAGAGUCCACGCUGCAGACUGGAGUAUCUGAGCUGGUGAUGAUCUCUGUCAGAGUGAGAGUGAACAUCCAGGAGUGUUGAGAGAGGAUCAGCUGGAUCCUGAUGAUCCAUCUGGAGUCUGGAUCUGGAUUUGAUCAUCUUCACUUAAGUCUCUUAACUGACUACAAACUGAACAGUUAUCUCUGGAUUUAGCUGACGUCAGAACUUUACAGAUGUGUUCUACAUGAGUUGUUUGAUGUAGAUAAAGAUAAAAACAGGUGUUAUAAGUCAGACUGUGAGUCUGGGCUCAUAUUUAUCAAGCGUCUCAGAAUCACACUGAGAGUUAACGAAGACUAAAACUAAUGAAUGAAGCAGAAGAGAAUUGACUGUGACUUUCAGCAGGAGAAGGAUUACUGCUGGGAGAGAGUGAGACGUCGCUGUUUUACCACAGUCAGAGCAGCAAAGUAGAAAUAAUGUCUCAGCUGUAAAUAUUAAACAGUUAAAAUUUGGUAUAUUAUGUGUAUAAUCAGGUAACCAGGCAGGUAACUUACCAAGGUUAUCGAAAAAAACUAUGAAGCCAAAAUUCAGUACAAGAUGAUAUUUACAAAGUGUUAAGAAAACCUGAGAGAUAAAAGUAGCCACAUGGUUUCACAGCCUGUAAUAAUACUGCAUCUUGUUCAUAUUGUACAGACUCAUGUUGUAAAGCCUCUCCAUGAAGAAAAUUGUUCAGUUCCUCUUUCAGCUACACCUCAAGUUAACUUCUGUUCUCUACAUGAAGGUAAAAACACUGUAACAAUAUAAACAGAUAUUGUUCAGCUGCAUCCUCCUCUCUCUAAUAUAAGGCUGUAGCUGUGCUCUUAGUUGAAACAGCCGAAAUUAUAAACAAGCCUAUAAAGUAUUUGAGCUGUUGUAAUGAAGCUGAGAUGAUCUUCAUUAUGCAACUGUCAUGAUCAGGGGCUGAUUUAGUGAUUUUGGGCCUCUAGAGAAACUCAGUCAUGGGUUCUCCUUUAUACUUUCUUUCACCUUUUUCUCUAACAGACUGUUGGUGUUGGUGGUGGAAGACAAAGCGAAGUUCAACAAUAAAACUUGCCUGAUUGCACAAAGCAACUAAAACACCACGUCAGGUUAAUAAAUCUAGCAGCUCAUUUUCCUGAUUAGGCAGUGGUUAAAAAAAGCACACAGCAUAGCCUCCUCCCCUCACACACAUCAGAGAAUAUUAGCACUCCAUGUUGAGUAAGCUAGUAGUUUGAUGCAUGAAACAAACAUCCAUCAGGAUCAUGUGACCUCUGUCAAAUAGAGGAAUCAGUGGAGCCUGUAAUGUUUCACUGCCAUAAAUACUCUGGAGAACUAAAAAACAUUAAAAAGAGAGAAAUCAGGAAGCUUGGAGUGGAAGAAAUGAGUGCAAAUAAUGUAUUUACUGUACCAUCAGGUUAGGGAGUCUAAUCCAUUAUCUGAAUGAAACUGGGCUGAUCAAAGAAUUUAGUGUUCAGUGAAAUAUGGACGAUGGAUCAGAUGUCAGAUAUCACUUGAUAUGACUAACUCACACUGCUGCUCCACCGUCUGAAUGAAGUGGAGUAAAAGUAUAAAGUAGCAUAAAGUGGUAAUUAAGUCCAGUACUCCACUGACUGUAGCACAGUAAAGAUUUUAUUAACAAAUAUACAUCAUAUCAAAGUGUUUUAUACAUUCAAGUGCUCUGAAGUAGAAAAAAAAAAACAUUGUAAUGAAAUAAAGCUUUUUGUUCAUCUCAUCAUGUUGAUCUUCCACCUUCAAGACAUUAAAGAGACGUACCUACUUUAUUUUAUCUCAAAUAUUCCUAAUGAGACUUUCCUGACGUUCAUUUACGUGUUUCACUUUCUGUUGUGUCCAAACUUCAAAACCAUCCCGACAAACGUCUGGUUGAAUUAAGACUUCUUUGUUCUUAAAAAGGAAACUCUUGGUCCAGUUUUAGAUGUGUUAUAGCUUGAGUAUAAUCAGUCUUUUAAAGUCCCGCUGGGU